AUGGCCGAUGAGAACAUCACCCACCACAUUGUCGCUAUUGAGGCUGUUCACUGCCCAAUCCCGGAAUUUAAUCUACCAGGGCCACAUACCCGCGCAGUCUACCGAUGGACCGAUCCUGCUGAUCUGCACAGUCGCAUCAAAGAUGCCACAAUCAUCGUGACGACAACCACACGCCUGACGGCAGAAACCCUCAGCGCCGAAGUCACACCCAAACUCCGUCUUAUAGUAAUCAUGGCGACUGGCACAGACUGCGUCGAUAUAGCAGCUGCAACCGCACGAGGAAUCACCGUGUGCAACUGUCCCGGCUGUAAUGUUGACAGUGUCAGUGAACACGCGAUUGGACUUUACUUCGCCACUCGACGGAAGUUCAUCGAGCUUCAUAAUGCCACAGUCGCGGUUCCUGCAGAUUUGUCGCGUGACACGGAGUGGAAGACGAAUGGCUCAUUGCUGAGUCGGGUUCGUGCUGCUGAUGGAAAGGCCCCGUUGCUGUGUAGUGAUGAGACCUUGUGUAUUGUUGGAUACGGAUCGCUAGGCAAACGCAUCGAGGCCAUGGCAAAGGGUCUCGGGAUGAAUGUGAUUAUUGCUGAGCGUAAGGGCGUAUCUUCUCGAUCGGGGCGGGUUGUGUUCGAAGAUGGCUUGAAACAGGCGACUGUGGUUGUUUUAUGCUUGCCACGAAGUGCUGAAACUCUCAACAUGAUUUCUACUGCGGAGUUGGAUAUUAUGUCCCCCCAUGCCGUGUUAGUUAACGUUGCAAGAGGUGGAAUCGUCGACGAGCAAGCUCUGCUUGAAGCUCUCAAGCGAGGAGCAAUUUCAGGCGCGGCUACAGACGUUUAUGCCACAGAACCUGCUGGGAGAGGCGAUUCGCCGCUGUUAAGCCCAGAAGCAGCAGGGUUGAACUUGGUCUUGACACCUCACCUUGCCUGGUACUCCGAAAAGACAUUGCAAAACCUACAGACAUCGUUGAAGAGCACAAUCGAGAAGUGGUGUGUUGGUGAGAUUAUCAAUGAGGUACGAUGA
Molecule: messenger RNA, 1017 nt
Organism: Penicillium vulpinum
Lineage: Eukaryota; Fungi; Ascomycota; Eurotiomycetes; Eurotiales; Aspergillaceae
Product: D-isomer specific 2-hydroxyacid dehydrogenase family protein
Exons: 1
Coding region: 1-1017 (338 amino acids)
Molecular function (GO): oxidoreductase activity, acting on the CH-OH group of donors, NAD or NADP as acceptor; NAD binding
Source: RefSeq, a predicted model, not a curated record